Raphanus sativus (radish) is the source of this 1059-nucleotide messenger RNA. RefSeq lists its product as uncharacterized. NCBI's taxonomy places the organism in Eukaryota, Viridiplantae, Streptophyta, Magnoliopsida, Brassicales, Brassicaceae. The record is from RefSeq and is a predicted model, not a curated record. Gene Ontology annotation, molecular function: zinc ion binding. The transcript is spliced from 2 exons. The coding region runs from base 350 to 988 and encodes 212 amino acids.
UCCCUUAAACUUGGCAGAAAGUUGUUCCCUUUUCUUUUUCUUUUAAUCUCUCUCUAACUAAUCUUUUUGUUAUAUAUAACAAUUGAUUCUUGAUCCAAGAACAAUAUCUUCUCUUCUUCCUUCAUGACAUAGUGACAUUAUCACUCUGUUCUCAAGCUCGUUCCUGCUCCACCACCACCAUCACUCACUCCUCUUUCAAUUUCGUUAAGACAAAAAUAAAUCAUUUUUGAAGUUUUUAAGUCGGAGAAAAUCACCAAAUCCACCUAAACCCAUUUCUUUAAAUCAUUUCAUUUCUAUUACCGUGGCAUUAAAGAAAAAGAAACACACAUAAUCUUCCAACUUUAGUAUAAUGACAGAGAUUGAUUUAGAACAAGGAGCGGCGUACGGUUAUCACCGGCGGUCGUUCGGUGGAAGUGACGUCAGCGUUUAUUAUUCAGACGGGGAUGACAUGACGUCAUGUUACUCUUACUUCUACUCGACGACAACGGGAGGGCCGUACGAGUACGAAGGAGGAGAAUCGAGGAAAGUGUCGUCGGUGAUGGGUUUGUCGGAGAUGGAUGAGGAUGGUGAUGAUGAUGCGACGGCGCCGCCGGAGAAAGACUGUCGGAUAUGUCAUUUAGGGGUGGUGGAAACGAGCGGCGGAGGUGCGAUGGAGUUAGGGUGUUCGUGUAAGGAAGAUCUGGCUAUUGCUCAUAGACAAUGUGCUGAAACUUGGUUCAAGAUCAAAGGCGACAAAAUCUGCGAGAUUUGUCAAGCGGUAGCCAAAAACGUGGGCGGUGCGAACGAAACGGUUACCUCAACAGUGGACGAAAGAGAGGUGAGAAACGGUGGAGUCGGUGAGGAAACGGUGGCAGUAGGAGGAGGAGCAACAACGGGGAUAGAGAACAGGUGGCAGCCACAGAGAGUGGUGAAUGUAGUGUUAGCUUGUAUGGUCUUUGGCUUCGUCAUAUCAUGGCUCUUCCAUUUUCAUGUCUCAUCUUCUUCAUAAACCUCAAUAUACAUUAUGCUCUUUGCAAGCAAACAACACAUUUUACUGUUAUAUCAAAUGAGUUUUUUUUU